Molecule: messenger RNA, 3858 nt
Organism: Hemicordylus capensis (graceful crag lizard)
Lineage: Eukaryota; Metazoa; Chordata; Lepidosauria; Squamata; Cordylidae
Gene: NCKIPSD
Product: NCK interacting protein with SH3 domain
Exons: 13
Coding region: 161-2404 (747 amino acids)
Biological process (GO): endocytosis
Molecular function (GO): Arp2/3 complex binding; protein binding
Source: RefSeq, a predicted model, not a curated record
GGGCAGGGGCGGAGCAUUCGGAGAGUGUUUACAUCAGGAGCCGGCGGCGGCGGCGGCGGCAGCAGCUGCAGCACCAGCAGCGCGUCUUGGCUGGAGGGGCUGGCGGAAGCGUGCCGGCUAGUUUCCCACCGGCGUCUCCUCCUCGCCCUUCCGCGCCGUCAUGUACCGGGCCCUUUACGGCUUCCGCUCGGCCGAGCCCAGCUCUCUGGCCUUCGCCGCUGGCGAGACCUUCCUGCUGCUAGAACGGAGCAACCAGCACUGGUGGUUGGUGACCCGGGCAGGCUCCGGGGAGACGGGCUACGUGCCGGCCUCUUACCUGCAGCGCCUUCAGGUGCUGGAACAAGAUGUGGUUCUGCAGUCGAUUGACAGAGCUAUAGAGGCUAUUCAUAAUGUGGCAAUGAAGAAUGGAGGAAAAUACAACUUGGAGCAGAGGGAUGUCCUUCAGAAGUUGAUCCAUCAUAGGAAGGAAACUGUUUCCCGCAAAGGUCACUCGCCAUCUGCUCAAGGGAUGACUCCGUCCUCCAGUGAUCACCAUUUGGACCUAACCAGGCAACCCAAUGGUGUCUGCCGGACUGGAUAUGAGCGGCACCACAGCUUGCCUAAUACAGAGCCCCAAGAGGAUGAAGGCGGCCUUUACCAGAUCCCACCACAGCCACGCCGUGCUGCUCCCAUUACGCCCCCACCGCCAGAGAAACGCAAGAAUAUGCAGAUGGCUGCCUCCAUUAAAAAUGCAGUUGAAAUCACCUCUGGGUCAGUCUCCAGUGCCUCUUCCAUAAGCACAACUUCACUGGAUACCUUGUACACUGGCUCUACCGAGUCGGGUCUCCCAGCUGCUACUCCCAGCCCCAGCAACACCCCUCCCCCUGUCCCCAGUAGAAGUGCCCACACAAUGGUAUCACACAGCUUAGAUGUCAGCCCUGUCACACAAAGAAAGCAUGGGAAUACAAGCAAAUUUCCCCAGACCAAAAGGGCCGCCCCACAACAUCUCAUGCAAACUGAGAUUUCCAAUGUGAAUGAUGAAAAAAGCAUACAAGCCAAGGAGACUGUGGCAGCUGCUUCUGCAGGGUUAGAAGACUUUGACUCUCUUUGCCUGGAAGAUAAGAAGGCAGCUGGCUUGGAGGAUGUGGAUCAGGAAUCAUCUGGCCUUGUAGUGUCUGUGCCGAAGACAAUAGGUGCUGAGUUGAUCGAGCUAGUUCGCAGGAAUACGAAUCUCAGCUAUGAACUCUCACGGGUUGCCAUAGGUGUGGUAAUUGGCCAUAUCCAGAGUUUUGUUCCUGCCACAAGUAACAUCAUGGAGCAGAUUCUCAUCUCACUGGUGGAAAGCAAGGAUCUGUGUUCGGGGCUGCCCUCUGGGCAGAUCUGUCAUGACGAACAGAGGCUGAAGGUGAUAUUUGCAGAUCUGGCCCGACAUAAAGAUGAUGCCCAGCAACGCAGUUGGGCCCUCUAUGAAGAUGAAAAUGUCAUUUGCUGCUAUUUGGAGGAAUUGCUUCGUAUUCUGACAGAUGCAGAUCCUGAAGUUUGCAAGAAGAUGUGCAAGAAGAAUGAGUUUGAAUCAGUUUUGUCCCUUGUUGCAUAUUAUCAGAUGGAGCACAGAGUCCCAUUACGGCUGCUGCUUCUGAAGUGUUUUGGAGCAAUGUGCAACUUGGAUGCUGCUGUCAUCUCUGCUCUGGUGAAUUCUGUUCUGCCGAUGGAGCUAGCCCGAGACAUGCAGACUCAUACACAAGACCACCAGAAGAUGUGCUACUCUGCAUUGGUGCUGGCCAUGAUUUUCUCUAUGGGAGAACCACUGCCAUAUCAUCACUAUGAGCACCUCAAUUCCCAGUUUGUCCAGUUCCUGUUGGAUGUAAUUGAAGAUGGGUUGCCAUCAGAUACCACAGAGCAGCUGCCUGAUCUGUUCAUUAAUGUUCUUCUGGCGUUUAAUCUUCACAUUCCAGUUCCUGAGCAUAAUGUGAUCAUGGUGACUGUGAGCAAGCACCCCAAUGUCAAAACCUUCACAGAAAAGCUGCUGCUUCUCCUGAAUCGGGGAGACGAUCCAGUGUGCAUCUUCAAGCACCAGCCCCAGCCACCACACUCGGUGCUGAAGUUUCUACAGGACAUCUUUGCUAGCAAGGACACAGCAAACAUCUUCUACCACACAGACAUGAUGGUAAUGAUUGACAUAAUAGUGCGGCAGAUUGCAGACCUCUCUCCUGGGGAAAAGCUGAGGAUGGAGUAUUUAUCUCUGAUGCACUCGAUCAUUCGGUCCACGUCCUACCUGCAGCAUAAGCACCGGCUCACUGAUUUGCAAGGGAUCUUGCAGCGCAUUAUGGUGGAAGAAGAAGAGAGUCAGCAGUGCCAGAUGGACAAAAUGAUCAUCCAGGAGAUCUAUAAGGAGUUCCCAGAAAUAUCUUCUGGGGCCAGCUAACUAGCCUGGGGGGGGAAGUAUUUGGAAUAAAAAUGCCUCUUGUGGAUGUAUCCCUCCCAUCCCUUACAGUACUGCUCAUAUCUUGUUAUCCCUUCAGGUGAGGCCUAAGGUUUAAGUGGAGUGCUAAAAAGCCCUACGAGAGAGGUUUCAGCAGUUAUGCAAGCCAGUGAGAUGAGCAUUAAAGUUGAUCUAUGUAUGUCUGCUUCUGGGGCGAGGGGAGAAACCUGUUACAGAGAAAGGGGUGGAUUGUCAAUCAUGUGCAGAUCGCAAGCUUUGACAAGAGUAGAAGAAUACGCUUAUCACCUCCCUGGUCCCUUUGUACUAAAAAAAAAAAAAAGACAGAGCUUGUGACCCGAGUCUCUUCUGCCCUAUAUCAAGAAUCCCAAAGUGAGAGGUCUCUGCCAUAAGCCUCCGUUUCCACAUGCAUUUAUUCCCCACCAGCUUCCAAGUGAAGUAGGCCAGUGUUUGGAGUAAGCUUUUGUAACACCUUGUCCACUACGUCUCGUGCAAAAAUGCUAGUGUUCUAGGAAGGACGCUGCUUGCUACUCUUAAUGCUGUGCCCAAUGAGCCUUUCAGCCCUUCCUAACCCACUGCUUGAUACAUGGAUUACAGCUAACCCACCUUUCUAAGCCAUCGUCCGAGGAAACACCUGCUUUUCUAACUGCUUUACGUAGUGGUGUUUAAACUUGAAUUUCUUGCACACUGCACCAGCAGAGGAAUACCGAUUGCCCAGGCAGCAGGGGUUUCUUCAAAAGAGCUGCUGCUUAGAGUCACUGCUAAGGCGUGUCCUCCAUGAAAGCUACUGCUUGUCUCCUGCUAUGCGCUGGCCUUGUUGCCUCUGGCAUUGUGUGCACACGCAAGGACUAUGUAUCUGUAGAAGGCAGCACACAGUGCUCUUUUUCAGCCUGGGGGUGUUUCUUGCCUUCAGCUUAAUAGCAAUUGGUUCUGCCAAGCUUUACCUUUUCAUGUCCUGAAGGCUGCUUAAACCUGAUGUCUGAUAGCUCUGCUCCUUAAUAUGCACAAGUUGGGAGAAUGCCUUUUUCUUUAUCUAAUUCUUCCAGGUCUCCAGCAAAAUGGAUUUGCCUGCUUUCCUAUUUAGAUUUUUCAGACAGGCUCACGUACUAAUACGGGUCUGUAAUAUCUUAAUAAACAUGCAUGCUGCAAAGUGCUUUGCAGUGGGUAAACAAGAGCUUUGCAUCCUUCAUUGUAAAAGUAGCUUGAAUUUAAACUGGAAAUCUUUGGAUAACCUCUAACUUAGUGUGAGCCAAAUCCAUGCAGGGAGCCUUUGACAUUGGCCCAGCAGUUUCAAGCCAAUAAGCAAGACAUUAGUUGGGAAUAACUGUCUGAGACUAGUGAACAGCCCUAUUUUUACACAAAAUGUUUAAAAAGUCAUUGUGAACAAUGAAAGGGAUUUGUAUUUUCAUAGAGUGAAAUAAAUGUAGUCCAUGGAGAAA